AGCAAUAGUGAAAUUAGCAAUUUCUCACUAAAAAUGGAGUAUUAUUGGUUACUAUUAGCCCUAAUUUCUACACUCGCAACAGCCUUCAUCUCAAAGCUAUUCAAACCUUACCGGCAGCCGCAGCAAAAACUCCAGCUGCCCGGUCCGAAACCAUGGCCUAUAAUAGGCAAUUUGCACCUUCUUGGCUCAAUCCCACAUCAAUCCCUCCACCAUUUAUCCCAAAAACACGGCGAAAUCAUGCUACUGAAAUUCGGAAAAUUCCCAGUUGUGGUCGCAUCAUCGCCCAAGAUGGCCGAGCAGUUCCUCAAGGUGCACGAUGCAGCCUUCGCCUCGAGGCCUCCUGCCCUGGCCGCCGGCAAACACAUCAGCUACAACAACUCCGACAUAUCCUUUUCUCCCUAUGGUCCAUACUGGCGAGAAGCGCGUAAAAUACUCAUGUCUCAGCUUCUGAACACCAAAAAACUCGACCAACACGAGCGAAUUCGCGUGGAGGAGAGACGUACCUUGUUCGCUCGCCUCAGAGCCCUCUCGGGGAAGCCAGUUGUGCUGAGAGAGCAUCUAUCACGCUACACGCUCUCUACCAUUUGCAGAAUGGUCUUGACCAACAAGUAUGUUGGCGAAUUAGACGAAGAGGGGACGAUCAUCGAUGAGCAUGGCAUGGCGGAGAUGAUGCGCGAGUGGUUUGUGCUCAACGGAGUGUUCAAUAUUGGUGACUGGAUUCCGUGGCUGGGCCCGCUUGAUCUUCAAGGGUAUGUGAAGAAGAUGAAGGCUUUUCGCAAGAAAUCGGAUUGGUUUUUCGGGUUUGUGAUCGAUGAUCACUUAGCUAAAAGGGCAAGAGGCGGCGGUGAUGCAGAUUUUGUUGAUGCGUUGCUGGAGAUAGCUGAGGAUCCUAAUGCUCAACUUGAGCUCACAAGGGAUUGUCUCAAGUCAUUGAUCAUGAAUGUGGUGCUUGCUGGCCCGGACACCUCAAUCACAGCGGUCGAAUGGGCUAUACACGAAAUGCUCAGGCAGCCGCAAAUAAUUGAGAAAGCGAGAGAAGAACUGGAGAGGGUGAUCGGAAGACACAAAUGGGUGGAAGAGAAUGAAUUCACUAAGUUGCCCUACAUUGAUGCCAUCAUCAUGGAAACAUUCCGAUUGCAUCCGCUUGCCACGCUCUUACCCCAUUACGCAAUUAAGGAUUGCAACGUUGCAGGGUACCACAUAUCUAAAGGGACUACCGUGCUCGUGAAUACAUGGAGCACGGGUAGGGACCCGAUUACAUGGGAUAGAGCUGAGGAGUUCGUGCCAGAGAGGUUUGUGGGGAAACAAACGGAUAUGACCGGAAGUAAUUUUGCCCUACUGCCGUUUGGCUCAGGCAGGAGGAUGUGCCCGGGAUACAACCUCGGACUUAAGAUUGUUCGAACAACGCUGGCUAAUUUGUUGCAUGGAUUUGAGCUUAAACUGGAUGAGGGCAUGAGGAAUGAAGAUGUGAGCAUGGAGGAACAAUAUGGACUUGCCACAAACCCUAAACACCCUGUUUCCAUCGUUAUGAAACCUACACUUCCAACCCACCUUUACUAAAUUAUUUAUUGAUUGUUAUAUAUUUUCAACAAGAAUUCUACAUAUAUUAAUAUGGAUUAUUUCUGAUGUGUGUGCGUAUAUAUAUAUGUGUGUGAAUUGUAGUGAUUCCACCUGAAUGGACAAGAUCUGUUUAUCAAAUUAUAUCACUCUUAAAUUAUGUAGUUGAGUACUUUUGUGUUUAA
Salvia hispanica is the source of this 1742-nucleotide messenger RNA. Its product is annotated as cytochrome P450 71AU50-like. The record is from RefSeq and is a predicted model, not a curated record. Gene Ontology annotation, molecular function: monooxygenase activity; oxidoreductase activity, acting on paired donors, with incorporation or reduction of molecular oxygen; iron ion binding. Lineage: Eukaryota; Viridiplantae; Streptophyta; Magnoliopsida; Lamiales; Lamiaceae.